This is a messenger RNA of Exaiptasia diaphana, 7040 nucleotides long. Its product is annotated as protein unc-13 homolog B. Gene Ontology annotation, biological process: chemical synaptic transmission. The record is from RefSeq and is a predicted model, not a curated record. Gene Ontology annotation, molecular function: syntaxin-1 binding; diacylglycerol binding; calmodulin binding. Gene Ontology annotation, cellular component: plasma membrane. Lineage: Eukaryota; Metazoa; Cnidaria; Anthozoa; Actiniaria; Aiptasiidae.
GUGUCCAUACAAAGAAAGGUACAAACCCAGCUGUGUUCACCACCCAAAAUGAAUGGCAGUUUCAUUAACGAGUUUUUUGUAUCAGUCAAAUAUGACGUCACACGAUCGUGACACAUUGCGUGACUUUGAAUAAACAGUCCAGGCUGAGUGCUCAUUUGGUUCGGGGCCAUAAUGAAGCGUCCCGAAGUGAUAAGAAUGCACUGCUUAGUAUCUGGGAUAUUUCCUAGCUAUAUACCAAUAUCCUAAUGGAUCAACGUUGUUGAUGUUGAAGUUCGUAGAGUAUUAUGUUUAAUGAACAAGUCUUAAAGCUGUAAUGAGUUUUAAAUCAUGUCAAUCUUAUGUGUUGUCGUUAAGAAGGGGAGGAUUGAAUCAAAUCAAGCAAAAUACAAUUCAUAUGUGAAGAUAUUGCUACAAAAUGCGUCCCUUCAAACAGAGGUUGACAAAGGCAUAGCUCCAGUCUGGGGACAGGAGUUUGUUUUUGAGACCAACAAACUAGACCAGAGUCUGGUCUUAGAACUAUGGAACAAAGGGUUCUUCUCAGAUUCCUUACUUGGAUCUGCUGCCAUACCUCUUAUGCAAAUACACCAUUCUCAAGAGGAGGGAAGAGGAACAUGGGUGACGCUAGACUUAAACAACCAACAAACUGGACAUAAACUUCUUGUGGACACAAGAUUUGAGCUGCCAUCUGGUUUGUCAGAAGAAGAUGCAAGACUUUUACAAGAGAAACUUGACAUGUUUUAUAACAUAAUGGACCAGGAAAUGGAAAUACUCCAACAACAAGCCAAAAAUAAAAUGGAUAUCGGAGAGCGUCUUCCUUUAAGCCCUGCAUUAAGUGACGAGAUUUGUCAAGACAUUGCUGUUGAAACAGAAGGGUUACCUGACAAUAGUGAUAUUUCGGGGCUGGGAUUCUUGGACCAAGAGGACAUACUUUUCCAGGUUCCAAAUCGCGCAACCAGUGACCUURACAAUGAAGAAAAAGAGAAACCAAAAGUCAUACUGAGAGAAAAAUCUCAUGGCAGAAGUAAAAAUCGCGAUUUCAGAGUGUAUUCACCAAGUCGUGAUACAUCAGAYAAUGAACCUACUAACAGUGUAGACUUUACSAACGAUGAAUACGCUGAUUUCGAGAUGUCUGAAAAUCAACAACUAAAGCAGGAAAUCCUCUACGAGACAAACGAUGAGAUUUUACAAGCAGAAUGGGAAAUGGUUCCUAGUGAUCUCCCUGAUGGUGAACAAGAAGAGGAUGACGGACCACCGAAACUAGUAAGAAAAUUCGCCAAGAAAAAGAAAUCACCAAGUUGUCGCAAGGCCUCAUGGAAUGAGCGGAAUGAGGAUUUGUUAAGAAACUUUGACAGCGUCCCAGUCAAAAUAAACCGACGAAAGAAGUCUUUGCCUUUUCACCAUCAACGAAUGGCUACAAAAAGAACUUUUCCUGCUCAACUCAACAUGGCACAAAGAGCAAAUCUUAACGACGAAGAGCUGAAACAACACGUCUAUAAAAAAGCACUUCAGGCGCUGAUUUAUCCCAUCUCAGAUACAACUCCACACAACUUCGAGCGAUGGUCGACCCAAGUGCCUGCCUAUUGUUAUGAGUGCGAGGGACUGCUGUGGGGCCUGGCCUGGCAAGGACUUAAGUGCAAAGAGUGCGGUGUUAAAUGUCACGAGCGUUGUCAAGAUUUGCUGAACGCGGAUUGUUUACAACGUGCCGCUGAAAAGUCGGUGAAACAUGGUACAAAAGACAAGACUGAUACAAUUAUCAUAGCAAUGCAAAGACGAAUGGAAGACAGAGAACGACUUAAACCUGAGAUAUUUGAACUGAUAAGGGAAGUUUUUCAUGUCGACCCAAAGAGUCACGCAGGAUUUCUAAAAGCAGUAAAAAAGCARAUAUCCACAGGAACAUCAAAAUGGCUAGCAAAGAUUGCUAUCACAGUUGCCAGCGCUCAAGGACUUAUAGCCAAGGAUAAAACAGGCACAAGUGAUCCAUAUGUUACAGUUCAAGUAGGAAAAACAAAGAAACGAACAAGUACAAUUCCACGUGAACUCAAUCCGGAAUGGAAUGAAACGUUCUACUUCGAAUGUCAUAACUCAACUGAUCGUAUUAARAUUCGUGUCUGGGAUGAAGAUGAUGAUAUCAAAUCAAGAGUACGUUCAAAACUCAUCAGAGAACCUGACGACUUCCUCGGUCAAACUAUCAUUGAAGUACGGACCCUUAGUGGUGAAAUGGAUGUCUGGUAUAAUCUGGAAAAGAGAACUGACCGAUCAGCGGUAUCUGGUGCWAUCCGAUUAAAGAUCACUAUUGAAAUAGAAGGAGAAGAGAAAGUCGUACCCUAUCAUACACAGUAUACUUGUUUACAUGAGAACAUCUUUCAUUAUCUUUGCCAAAGGCACGAAGGGCAAUUCCCUGUUCCAAGCACGGCUGGGCGAGAAGAAUCAUGGAAGGUUUUUUUUCUAGACACGGCUUUGGAAGUAGUCAACGAGUUUGCUAUGAGAUAUGGUAUAGAAAGCAUCUAUCAGGCAAUGACACAUUUUUCGUGCCUGACUUCAUGUUAUAUGCAUCCAAACAUACCAGCUUUAAUAAGUAGUCUUCUGGCAAACAUUAAUGCAUUUUUUUCGCACACCACUGCAAACUCUGCUACCUCUGCCACUCAUCGAUUUGCAGCCACGAACUUUGGGACAAAUUUCCCGUCAUCCAGCCCUGACAAGCUGACCGAUUUGAAGUCAUCAGUUGAUCUUCUGACMAGCAUAACAUUCUUUAGGAUGAAGGUGUUGGGUCUUCGACCAACAAGAACUGCAGAAAUAGUAGCAGAAUGUGUCAAAAAUUGCAUGAAAGCCACUUACGCCUUUUUGUUUGCAAACUGYGUUGAUUUGUAUGAUCGAGAGCUUGCAUCAGAACGUAGCGUUCCAGAAAGUCAAGAGUCACAAUCUGGACCUAAAAACUUGGAUUUUUGGCCAAAACUGAUCUCGUUAAUAGUGUCAGUGAUWGAAGAAGACCGUGGGAUUUACACACAAGUUUUAAAUCAGUUUCCCACCGAAUUGAAUGUCAGCGAGUGCAGUGCACAGACGUUUUGGAAUCUUUUUGCUCGUGAUUUGCAGGACAUGCUACAAGAUCACAGUUUAAACCCAGAAUGGACCAGUGCAGAUUACAUGAAUCUUCAAUUUAAGGUUAAAUGGUUCUUCAAYGAGUACGUCUUGAGUACCCCAGAAAACCGAGGAAAAAUACCAGAAUACACAGGAUGGUUUGAACCAUUUGUGUCUCAGUGGCUGACAGAAAAUGAUGAAGCUUCCAUGGACUUUAUGAUCGCYGCAUUGGAACGAGACAGAAAAGAUGGGUUUCUUGCCAGUUCACAGCAUUCUCUGUAUUCUAGUUCUGUGGUAGAUAUCUUCUCAUUGCUAAAUCAGAAUUAUGUAAUAAUCAAGAAAUUAGACUGUCCUGACCCAGAAAUUAGUAACCGCUACAUCAUCAAGUUUACAAUGACCGUGCAAAAAGUUCUUAUCCAGUACGCAGAAAACAUCAUGUCCGAGUUUCAACGAUGGUGURAUCUUCCAAAAACGGCUUGUAUUCUCAUGAACAACAUUCAGCAAACAAGAGUUAUGUUGGAGAAACUGUACGAAACCAUGAUGGAUGGUGGCAGGAUCUCCCCAGAAUGUAGUGAAGUAUUCAAAGAGUUACAGGUUCAGCUAAAUCACACCUUGGACGAGCUGUGUGUUAUAUUUGUGUGCAGCCUUGACAACAAAGUGCAAGAAAGCUUGCGAAGUGUAGGAAGUAUGUUGCAAAAGAUAAAGAAUAGCGGUACGUUCAACAUCGCGUUGCCAAGCUGUCGGGCACUGGUAGAGCAAGAAUCGGCAGCGAUCCUUCAACCAUUAAUGGAAGUUCUUGAGGGAAGUUUGUCACUGUGGAAUCAAGUUUGCGAUAAGGCCGUUCUUAAGAGACUGAUGAAAGAAUUGUGGAAGGUUGUCAUGAUGAACUUUGAGACUAUGAUUGUUUUACCACCGCUGGACAACAAGGACAUAUCAUCGUUAACGGGUGGUGAUUCAAGGAACUUAAGUAUUCGUCAGUGUGGUGUACUUGAGGCUGCUCUGAAUAGUAUCAAGGAUUAUUUCUACGGCGGUGGUAGUGGACUACGAAAGGCUUUUUUGGAAAAAUCUCAGAACAUGCAGUCACUGCUGCAUGCMCUUACGCUGUACACACAAACCACGGACUCACUUAUUAAAGAGUUCGUAAAGACACAGACUUCACAAGAGGAGCCUGGUAUCGAUGAACCUGUAGGCGAAAUAUCAGUACAAGUUGACUUGUUUACUCAUCCUGGUACUGGAGAGCACAAAGUCACUGUAAAAGUUGUGGCAGCCAAGGAUCUCCGAUGGCAGUCUUCUGGAAUGUUUCGUCCAUUUGUUGAAGUUCAUGUUGUUGGACCUCACUUAGCUACCAAGACACGAAAAAUUGCAACAAAAUCCAAAAGAAACAACUGGUCACCGACUUACAACGAGUCGUUCUUUUUUAUCCUAGGAAACGAGGUAGAACUGACCUCCUACGAGCUUCAGAUUGCUGUCAAAGACUACUGCUUUGCUCGUACUGACGCUAUGGUUGGGGUGACAGUACUCCACCUAAGCGACUUGGCUGAGAUUGGCUCUUGUGCAUGGACUUCAAGUUUAGGUAAAUAUCUCCACAUGGACUCAACAGGCUGGACGAUCUUGAAGAUUUUGUCGCAGAGGACUAACGAUGAGGUUGCCAAGGAAUUUGUUACGUUGAAAUCUGGCCGACGAGCUGAAGAGUUCAAUUCGUAAGAGUUUUACUAAAAAGACAUUGCAAGAGAUUGAAACAACAGGUUAACUAGUAMGAGCUCAUUACCGAUAACGUCGASAAGUAAGAGUUAGCUACCGAGAACGGAGGCUUUAAAACACUCGAGAUUUAUACGGCUUAUAACCGAUGUUCAUAUUUCCAUAAUAGUUCCCGAGAGCAGAAGAUGUCCGGGUUAAUAAGGUAUUUUAGGCCUGGGUUAUACGACAAGCUUCUCAUGUGUGGAAUACAAUUCAUAAUUGAUUUAAUCUAAUUGAUAUAUACUCCGCACCUCACGUGCAUUUAAUUUGAAGAAGAUCAUGGCUCUUUCAUGCAGAAGUUGUUCUAAGUUUAUUCGAAAAGGAAGCGGUAUUUUCAAACUUCAUACCCUGGGUUCCAGAGGCUGAAUGUUAUCUUUCUUAAAGUUUAUUUGAGGCCAUAAGGCUGAACGGCCUUCAGUAAAAUCAGUAAAAUCUUUUUCCUAAAAAGUCGUUUUAACCGCCACAUUUUCCUUGGGCAAUGGAAAUUUUGUAGCAUAUAAACAGCUUUUUUAAGAUGUUUUUUUUAGGGAGAGUUUACUUUGUUUCUUAUGUUCUAAUAUUUUUCUCUGACUAACAACGGACUUCGUCUGUUAGUAAAGCGACGUUUAUGCAGCUAUAAAUAAGCAAUGUGCAGCGAUGUCAUUUUUGAUAGCAAAAACAAUACAGAGAGAUGUAGCUUGUUUUAAUUUUCUUUCAUUUCUUUUAUUGUUUUUUUUUUUGCAUGGGGGGUUGGGGGGUAGGGGGGCUAGCUGAAAAGACAAAAAGGAACUGCACUUCCCUUCAUGGUUCCUUGAGAAAAAAAUGGCGUCGCUACAUAUAUCCUAUUUCCAGUUUCGUAACUUUAAGCUGGGGACUGUGUCCUUCGCUUUUGGGUAUCCAGGCCUAGAUGAAAGUCAGGCUAUCUAUUUCCGGGCUCAGAAAAUUCGGACGCAAUGAAAACAUAUACAGAGACGUUGUAUUUAUAGCUUUAGUUUUAGCAAAAAAACAUAGAAUAUAACAAAUAGCGCGAACCAACUGAGUUUUGUUCCUUACUUUUGUUGUUUGCACAAAUAAAUAACGUAACAUUAAAAAAAAGACAAUCUGUUACUGGUGAGCAAUUCAAUUUUAACUAAAUUAAUGUUUGUUAUUUAGGGCAGAAAAUGCAACCAUAUUAUGUCUAUUAUACGUGUUGUUUUUAGAACUCGUGUUCAUGUUUUAACGCGAUAUAAAGAGUAAGGUUCUAUAGUUAAGGGUUUGUUCCUUGAAAGCCUUGAAAUGACCAGAAAUUGAAGAUUCGUUUUCAAGGGCAUCUGCAGAUGUAAAAAAACUCCUGAAAUAUUACUUGAAUCUUUUGCAGCCUACGUGUCUAGUCCAGUCCAGGCUUCCUUUCGACUCGUUCCAGGACUCGCGGGGAAAGUGUCCAGUAAAACUUGCAUUAGCAUGUGCAGAACAAGCCAAUAAGAUUWAUAGUCACACACGGGACCGCUUUUAAUUUUCAAGUCUCUACAGAAUUCGCAAUCUUUCUUUUGAUUCAUUAGUCAACUUUUGUCUGUGUUUAGCCCAAUCUGUCACGACGGUAGAUUUAUUUAAAUUUUCGUUUGCAUGUUCGCGUAGAAAUGCCAACGAUAUUUUUUUUUUACUUGCAACGAGUUGUGAACGAUAGUUAUUGUUGACUAAAUCGGCUCUACAAUUCAAUUAAAAAGACGAAAAAUAAUGCUGAGGAAUUUUUUUUCAGGUGCCAGGGACAUUAAUAAUCACAAAUAMAGUUUUCUCUCUAUUGCACGAAGAAUUGUAACCUCGCGAUUACCAGAUCUGUGUGGUAAUCGCGAGGUCACAAAGCUGACAUGCGCAUGGAAGUUAUAUGAGACUCUUCAGCGAGUCCUGUAGGAGCGGGUCGAAAGGAGGCCAGGACUGGACUAACUUUACGUCCAGAAACCCGAACGCGAGAUUUAAAAAUAACUUCCAAGUUCGGUGCUUAUGAAGUACUUAAAAUCCUUUAAAUUUGUGAUGUAAUUGUACGAACCAUGCUAUAUUUUCGAUGUAUCACACACUCGAGUUCAAUAUAUACAACUUCAUCAUCAUAGAAAAAAGUUAAAAUAUAAAAAAACCAGUGAUAAAAAUGCAUGAUAAAUUUCUAAUGAGCAUGUGCAUUGCGCUAGCAUUGCAAACAUAGUUGCCACGUCUAAGAACAAUUGGUCUGUGGUUGUAAUAUUUAAGGAUGCAUUUAAGUAAACAGCAACAGCUACCAA